Molecule: messenger RNA, 1551 nt
Organism: Drosophila innubila
Lineage: Eukaryota; Metazoa; Arthropoda; Insecta; Diptera; Drosophilidae
Gene: alphaTub85E
Product: tubulin alpha-2 chain
Exons: 3
Coding region: 37-1386 (449 amino acids)
Biological process (GO): microtubule cytoskeleton organization; mitotic cell cycle
Cellular component (GO): microtubule; cytoplasm
Molecular function (GO): structural constituent of cytoskeleton; GTP binding
Source: RefSeq, a predicted model, not a curated record
GAUAUUCCUUUCAUCUGCUUUAUCUAUUAAAUAAAUAUGAGGGAGUGUAUUUCAGUUCACAUAGGACAGGCUGGCGUUCAGAUUGGUAACGCUUGUUGGGAGCUGUAUUGCUUGGAGCAUGGAAUCCAGCCUGAUGGACAUAUGCCCUCGGACAAAACAAUUGGCGGUGGCGACGACUCCUUUAAUACCUUUUUUAGUGAAACAAGCGCCGGAAAACAUGUGCCACGAGCAGUAUUUGUUGACUUGGAGCCUACGGUUGUCGAUGAGGUCCGCACUGGAACAUACCGGCAAUUGUUCCACCCGGAACAGUUGAUCACCGGUAAAGAGGAUGCUGCCAAUAAUUAUGCACGUGGUCACUAUACUAUCGGCAAGGAAAUUGUUGAUAUUGUGCUAGAUCGGAUACGUAAGCUGGCGGAUCAAUGUACGGGUCUUCAAGGAUUCUUAGUGUUUCACUCAUUCGGCGGUGGCACAGGCUCCGGAUUUACCUCAUUGCUUAUGGAGCGUCUAUCAGUUGAUUAUGGCAAGAAGUCUAAACUGGAGUUCUCAAUCUAUCCAGCUCCACAAGUAUCGACUGCUGUAGUUGAGCCAUACAAUUCGAUUUUGACCACCCACACCACUCUGGAGCACUCCGAUUGUGCAUUUAUGGUUGACAACGAGGCCAUAUAUGACAUCUGCCGUCGCAAUUUGGACAUUGAGCGACCUACCUACAUGAACCUAAAUCGUUUAAUUGGGCAAAUUGUUUCCUCCAUUACAGCUUCGUUGCGCUUCGACGGAGCGCUCAAUGUAGAUUUAACUGAGUUCCAAACCAAUUUGGUUCCCUACCCACGCAUUCAUUUUCCUCUUGCCACAUAUGCGCCAGUAAUUUCCGUUGAAAAAGCUUAUCAUGAGCAAUUAACUGUCGCGGAAAUAACGAAUGCCUGCUUCGAACCCGCUAACCAGAUGGUCAAGUGUGAUCCAAGGCAUGGCAAAUACAUGGCAUGCUGUAUGCUUUAUCGUGGUGACGUUGUACCCAAAGAUGUGAAUGCAGCAAUCGCCACAAUCAAGACAAAGCGCUCCAUCCAAUUCGUAGACUGGUGUCCGACUGGCUUUAAGGUGGGCAUUAAUUACCAACCACCCACUGUGGUUCCAGGUGGAGAUUUAGCCAAGGUUCAACGUGCUGUAUGCAUGCUGUCUAAUACUACGGCUAUUGCCGAAGCCUGGGCUCGUUUGGAUCAUAAGUUUGAUCUUAUGUAUGCCAAACGCGCAUUUGUCCAUUGGUACGUUGGAGAAGGUAUGGAGGAAGGUGAAUUCUCGGAGGCACGAGAGGACUUAGCUGCACUUGAAAAGGACUAUGAAGAGGUGGGAAUAGAUUCUACAGCCGAAGUUGACGAAGGUGAUGAAUACUAAAGCAUGAUAAUAUAACGAUAUUAUUGAAAUUCAGAACGUGCCCUCGAUUUGAUUUUAACGCAAUCUUUUGCAAUUUAUGUGAACUUACUAUUAAACAUUCAAGCAUAUUUUCCUUUUAAAAAAUCAAUUUCUACUAAAAAAAGCAAAUAAAUAUGAUGAAAAAAC